AUGUGGCCAUUUAGCAGCGGAGGCUUCACUGCCAAGAACAUUCCCGACCUGACCGGCAAGGCCAUCCUCGUCACCGGCGCCAACAGUGGUCUGGGUCUGCAGUCGGUGCUUGACCUCGCCCGCCACGGACCCAAGGAGAUCUGGCUCACGUCCAGGACAACCGACAAGGCCGACCAGGCGAUCAAAGAGAUCAAGAAGGAGGUGCCCAAUGCCAACCUCAAGUCGCUCAGCCUGGACCUGUCCUCGUUCGAGUCCAUCAAGAGCGCAGCUCGCAGCUUCACGCAGGCGUCGCAGCGCAUCGACAUCCUGCUGCUCAACGCGGGCAUCAUGGCCUCGGACGCAGGCCUGACCAAGGACGGCUACGAGGUCCAGUUCGGCACCAACCACGUCGGCCACGCGCUGCUGACGAAGCUGCUGGCCCCGGUCCUUGACAAGACGGCGGCCGAGCCUGGGUCCGACGUCCGGGUGGUGGUUCUCACGUCGGCGGCCACGGCGAUGGCCCCCAAGGACGGCAUCGAGUUCGACACGCUCAAGACGCAGCAGGAGCCGAUGGGGACGUGGACGCGCUACGGGCAGAGCAAGCUCGCCAACGCGCUCUUCGCGCGGCAGCUGGCCAAGCUGCACCCGACGUGGACGGUGUCGGCGAUCCACCCGGGCGUCGUCACGACCAACCUGUCGCGGCACGUCCAGGACCGUUACUGGUGGGCCAAGGGGCUGAUGCCCAUCGCGAACCUCCUCCUGACUACCGUGCAGCAGGGCGCGCUGAACCAGCUGUGGGGGGCGACGGCUCCCAAGGGGGACAUCAAGUCUGGCGAGAUGUACUUCCCGGUCGCUGACCUGACGGGAGGGCGGCGUGGUCCGUUUGUCAAGGACGAUGCGCUGGCGCAGAAGCUGUGGGACUGGACGGAGCAGGAGCUCAAGGGCCAGGAGCUUUGA
Molecule: messenger RNA, 936 nt
Organism: Diaporthe citri
Lineage: Eukaryota; Fungi; Ascomycota; Sordariomycetes; Diaporthales; Diaporthaceae
Exons: 1
Coding region: 1-936 (311 amino acids)
Source: RefSeq, a predicted model, not a curated record